Molecule: messenger RNA, 1296 nt
Organism: Xyrauchen texanus (razorback sucker)
Lineage: Eukaryota; Metazoa; Chordata; Actinopteri; Cypriniformes; Catostomidae
Gene: vkorc1l1
Product: vitamin K epoxide reductase complex, subunit 1-like 1
Exons: 3
Coding region: 49-576 (175 amino acids)
Biological process (GO): vitamin K metabolic process; peptidyl-glutamic acid carboxylation
Molecular function (GO): vitamin-K-epoxide reductase (warfarin-sensitive) activity
Source: RefSeq, a predicted model, not a curated record
GCCCAGCCCCGCUCCCGCUGCGCGCGUUCGUGCAAAGGCCGGGGAAAAAUGGCGGCGCCCGUCUUACGAGUGUCCACCCCUCGAUGGGAGCGGAUCGUCCGGCUGCUCGUGUGUAUCGCAGGGAUUCUACUGUCACUGUACGCCUUUCAUGUGGAGAGGGAGAAGAGCCGCGACGCCAGUUACCGCGCCAUGUGCGACCUUAGCAGCUUGGUCAGCUGUUCCAAAGUCUUUAUGUCCAGAUGGGGUCGAGGAUUCGGACUGUUGGGAAGCAUUUUUGGGAAUGACAGCGCAGUAAACCAGCCAAACAGUGUCUAUGGAAUAUUCUUUUAUGUCUUACAACUAUUACUAGGUUUGACGGCCAGCGCAAUGGCUGCCUUGAUUCUGAUGACCACGUCCAUCAUGUCUGUGAUGGGCUCCCUCUAUCUGGCAUACAUCCUGUACUUCGUCCUGAAAGACUUCUGCAUCAUCUGUGUCACCACAUACGCACUGAACUUCAUCCUGUUUGUGCUCAACUACAAGCGACUGGUUUACUUGAACGAGGCCUGGAAGCAACAGCUCCAGGCCAAACGGGACUAGAUGGGGGGGGGCAAAUGGGGGGAAAGUGUGACCUUUGACAUUUGUGACUUGCCACCAGGAGACCUUGCUUCCAAACAAAUGUUCAUUCUGUCGUGUGUGUAAAAAAAAAAAAAAAAAAAAAUUAACAAUGAAAGAAAAAUGGUUAAAAAAAAGAACGUUAACAUUUUAGGGGCCACAGAUCACAGGUUUAUUACAUUGCGAAGAAGGAUUUGAAAACGUUUUUAUUUCUGGUUGGUUUUUCUUUGUCGAGGUUUGGGCUGUGAACUUAUGGGGAAAAACAAACAAACGGAAGAGACUGUCCAUUCCCUGAGGAAUAAAAUGAUGGAGGAAACAUGGAAAUUGCUUACUUGAAUCUACUGGGAGAGUCUGUGCUCGUUGUGAGCCGAACUUGAGCUUUCAGCGGGACUGAAUUUAAGGGUUUAUAAAGGGUAAACAUGAAUGAUCAUGAGGUUAAUGUACCGGAUGCAGAGGUAAUUCCACACGUCAUUGAAAACGACAAAUAAUGUGUAAUUUGUUAUGUUUACAUUGUUUUUUUUUUAAUUCAUGUUUUUGGAAGAGGACCACUCAUAAAACACAAAAGAAUGUGAGCUUGUAUGUGUGUAAUCAGAUUUGUCUGUGACUACUUUUUUUAUUUGUUUGUUUUGCAGUUCUGUAAAUAGCUGCCAAAAGCAAUAUUCCAAACUAGGUUGUUUGUUUUACCGUUGAAACAUUAAAACAGAA